Messenger RNA from Dunckerocampus dactyliophorus (ringed pipefish), 1639 nucleotides. It is a transcript of the gene ngfa, whose product is annotated as nerve growth factor a (beta polypeptide). The coding region runs from base 396 to 1205 and encodes 269 amino acids. The record is from RefSeq and is a predicted model, not a curated record. Gene Ontology annotation, molecular function: growth factor activity; nerve growth factor receptor binding. Gene Ontology annotation, biological process: neuron projection morphogenesis; nerve development; positive regulation of collateral sprouting. The transcript has 4 exons. NCBI's taxonomy places the organism in Eukaryota, Metazoa, Chordata, Actinopteri, Syngnathiformes, Syngnathidae.
ACAAGCAGAAGUGGAUGGCCCCAGACCUGGAUGCACAGCUUUGAAAUCAGGAGCGGGAUCUGGACUUUGGGAUAAUUCCCCGGGAGAGAGAGAGUGUGGUGGAAUAUACCAAGACUUUCUCUGGAAGUUUUCACUCAGUGGGGGGACAAGAGAAGGAGCACCUAACAGACUGAGCUGUAGUGUACAACAGGUCAAACUACAGAGGCGGAUAAGAACAUCUGGUGUAAAGCGAACCAGCUGAGGUGUUCUGUCUGGAAUCAGCAGAAAGGCAAAAGAACUGUGGUUCGGGGGGGUCCAGAUGGCAGGCAUGAGGGGCCCGGCCUGCACUGGAGUCUGGCUCUAGAGUCCACCGGGGCUCCCAUUUUACCUGGACACAUUCCACAGGACGUGUGCCCAUGAGGUCGUCACCACUGGCCCUGGUCCUCCUAAUCGGCGUCCAGGCUGUACUGAACACGGGAGGUGGACUGGCCCAAAGUGCACGGUUAGCCAACCACAGAGCAGGACAGCAGCAGCAGACCACAUCGACAGCGUCGGGAGACCAGCAUGCUGAACAUCACAGGACCAGCCACCACAGGACCAAGAGGCCUCAUCGGGCAGCCUCACACAUGCCUGACCCCUCCAUCCCUGUGGUGGACCCCAAGCUCUUCUCCAAGAGGCGGUACCGAUCCUCACCCCGUGUCGUCUUCAGUGAGGUGCCGCCCUCACAUGAUGCCUUGGAGGGUGAGGGUUAUGACACUGAUGGAGUGAGGGGGCUGAGGGUGAGGCGCAGAGCAGGGUCGCACACCAUGCACAGAGGAGAGUACUCAGUAUGCGACAGCAUCAACACCUGGGUGGGCAACAUGACUCGAGCCACAGAUAUCGCUGGGAAUGAGGUGACUGUGCUGCCCAACGUCACAAUCAACAAUGUGGUGAAAAAGCAGUUCUUCUAUGAGACCACCUGUCGAACCCCAACGCACAGGGGCUCUGGGACAGCAAAUGUGGGAAGAACGGGUGGACGGGGUGGCAAACAGGGCUCCAAAUCGGGAAACUCGGGCUGUCUCGGCAUCGACAGUCGCCACUGGAACUCCUACUGCACCAACACACACAUAUUUGUAAGUGCCCUUACCAUCUUCAAAGAACGGACAGCCUGGCGUUUCAUCCGCAUCAAUGCUGCAUGCGUGUGCGUGCUCAGCAGGAAAUCUUGGGCAGGACGACUAGGACACUGACGGGAGAAUGGCCCUGCCUGCCCAAAUAUCGAAUCACAAGCGUUUCUCAGCCACUGCAGCUUUAUUGCCAAUACUGUAAACCUUGUUCCCAGCCUCCUCACAAACACUGACCUUGUCCACACACACAGACACAGACAGUUUCAUUGUUCCAGCCCUGUGCCCGCCCCUGACCCUACCUCAGUCCAAGACAUCCUGGUUGUUUUAAAUUAAAAGACCUGCAUGUUAUAUUUAUGGUUUAUACAGUCAAAUAUGAAAAUAUACAGUAUGUGUAUAUAUUCAAAAUGAACUCAAGCUUUUAUUGUUGUUAAAUGUUGUUGUAUUGUUGUUCAUGUUGUUAUUUAUUCAACACAUCUGUACUUGCCUGGUUUGUUUUGUCAGUUUUAAAUAUGCACAUUUAGAAUUUUUACAUGAAUGAUGGAUAAAAAGAAAUGACA